GAAGCUAAAAACUCACUAUCUCCAAUUUUUCUUCACGAAUUAGCCUGUAGAACUACUAAAGCGGAAAAAUAUAACCUUAAUCUUGUUAUCAAAUUCGUAUCAAAAAAGGCCUUCUCUAGAGAAGAACUUUCCAAAGAAGCGUAUUGGACUGAAAUGGAUAAAAAUGGAAUGUCUUAUUUAAAGAUGGCAUAUGAAGAGGUAUUAUUUCUCAUCUGCUUUACUGGUAAAAAUAAGUACUUUGGAGUUGGGUAUGAAGAUGUAGUAAACUUUAAACCAAAAAAUCUUUUCAUAAAAGGGAUAGAUACUGUAAAGCAAGGUAAAUCACAGCUUCUUAAAUUCAUCAGAGAGAAGAUAAUGAGAGAGGCUAUGGAUAUAAAUAAUAUGUAUCCAAUUCACAUAAUUGUUAAAGAUACUCUUAGAGAAGCAAGAAACAAGAAAUAG
Messenger RNA from Funneliformis geosporum, 441 nucleotides. NCBI's taxonomy places the organism in Eukaryota, Fungi, Glomeromycota, Glomeromycetes, Glomerales, Glomeraceae. The record is from the annotation of a GenBank genome assembly.